Pollicipes pollicipes is the source of this 2503-nucleotide messenger RNA. RefSeq lists its product as uncharacterized. The transcript is spliced from 10 exons. Lineage: Eukaryota; Metazoa; Arthropoda; Thecostraca; Pollicipedomorpha; Pollicipedidae. The record is from RefSeq and is a predicted model, not a curated record. Gene Ontology annotation, cellular component: focal adhesion; cell surface; integrin complex. Gene Ontology annotation, molecular function: integrin binding. Gene Ontology annotation, biological process: integrin-mediated signaling pathway; cell adhesion mediated by integrin; cell-cell adhesion. The coding region runs from base 182 to 2503 and encodes 773 amino acids.
UUCUACGUGGUAGCUUGCUUGUCAUACGAGGCGUUAAUGGAGUGGUCGGUUUACGUCAGGGCCAUAUAACUACCGAUUUGCGUUUGGAGAACGGUAAUGUCAGAGAAGCUGGCCAAUGUGAGUCAUUGAUUUUAUUCACUACUCGACCCUGCGUCUUACCCAGCCCUUUUGGCGUCAAGGUAUGGCGUAUAACCCAACCGAAAGACCUGGAACCCUUAACCUCCGAGGAAGGGGAGAGUACGUCAACACUAAAGUUCGAACGAGUGAACGGGUGAUCAGCGAACAGUCCGAGCCGCGCGACUACGACCCGCUGCACUCUGACAUCUGGAACUUGCACAAGUCGUCCUACAAGCGCAUGUCGGAUCUCACGCACAAUGAGUUCCACAGCACUACGAGGGACUCGUUGGACCGCGUGGCGCAGGAACGCGCCAGGAUGCCGUACGAGCGCUCCCACCCGCUGCACGUGGUCCGGAGCUUCAACGUGAUGGAUACCUCACUCAGCAGACAGCUGAAACGACUAGAGACGGGGGCGCUGCCCACCCACCCGGUGGACUACAACCAGCACACGAUGAAGUCUACCUACCGCGAGGCGUAUGGAAACGAAGGGCGCCAGGGCGCCGUUCGAGAACCGCGCUGUGAGCCGUCGCCCUCGGCCGACAAGUGGAUGCAGUUCCGGCGCCGCAAGUCAUGGAUGUUUGACACAGACCGAUCACCGAGCCAGUUCACUGAUGACGCCCUCACCUGCCCGCCCAUUCCGAAAGAGGUUCGGGCCUGCGUGGAAGCCGCCCAAGAAGCGGGCGACGCCUGCCGAACUGUGGACGAACUGGAGACUCAGGUGGCAGCACUGCAGCACAAGCUGGACGAGACCCACUACCCCCCUCCAGCGGAGCCGUGUAGCGACCCCCCACCUGGUCGCGAUCCUGUCAAACCAGGAGCCUCCACCGGACCGCAGCACCGGGACUCAUCCACCGAGCAUCACGACCCAGCGCGACCGCACGAGUCGCCGCCGGCCGGUCCCAAGGAGAGCCGACACCUGGUCCGGCUGGACGAGUCUGGGCUUUAUCAGGAACGAGCCCACACCCCGACAGAGCUGGGCAGACGACAAACCCCCGCUCCGGCCGAUCUGGACAGAGGACCAGCGCCCACUCCCGCCGAUUUGGACCGAGGACAAUCCCCCACGCCGGCGGAUCCAGACCGAAGACGAGCCCCCACUCCGGCCGAUCUGGACAGAGGACGAGCCCCCACUCCGGCCGAUCUGGACAGGAGACAAGCCCCCACUCCGGUCGAUUUGGACCGAGGACAUGCCCCCACGCCAAUCGGUCUGGACGGAGAACGAGCCGCCACCCAGGCUGAGCAGGAAAAGGAGCGAGCCCUGCCCCCGGUCGAGGAGCCCGGCCCGCGCCCCUGCUCCUCCGAGCCUCCGCCCGGCCAAGACUACCCGACGGCGAGGCGACUAGACGGGCCGUGUGCGCCGCCCGAGCGCGACCUGUCGGGCGUGUUCCCGCCCGUGGACACCGUCGAGUGCCCGGGACCGGCGCCGCCGCCGCCGCCGCCGCCCUGCCCGCGCGGCCCAGAGCCGACCGACCCGCCGAUGCACCCGUGCGAGCCGGGGGUGCCGCAGGAGCUGUGCGAGCAGCCGGCGACCACCGUCGAGCCGGGCGGCGGCGGCAUACUCUGCGAGCCGGGGCUGACGUGCGGCGAACAAGCGGACAACGCCACCCUCUGCAGCGGGCGGGGCAGCUGCGAGUGCGGCCGGUGCCGCUGCCACGGCGCCGGCAUCAGCGGGCCGCUGUGCGAAUGCGACGCCGAGGAGCGCUGCCCCGUGUCGGGCGUCGGGCAGCCGUGCGGAGGCGAGACGCACGGCACAUGCCGCUGCGGCGUCUGCGAGUGCCUGCCCGGCUGGCAGGGUGCCGCCUGCGGCGAGCGCUUCUGCGAGUGCGGCGAGUGCCAGUGCGUCAGCCACGGCUUCGAGCAGUACACCGGCGAGUUCUGCCACAUCUGCCCCACCUGCCCGGCGCAGUGCGGCGAUUACGCCGCCUGCGUUCAGAGCCGGCUGUUCGCCACCGGCGUCUCGCCGCCGCUCAGCCGGUUCUGCCAGGGCCUGGCGCUCGAGUUGGUGGAAGAGCUGGUUCCCGUCGCGGCGGACGAACAGGUGUGCACGGCGCCGCUCGACGACGGCCAGUGCCGCUUCCAGUUCGCACUGACGCACCACGUCGCCACAAUGAGCGUCAACGUUCGCGCGAAGCAGGAGCGACUCUGCUUCGCCGACGCCAGCGAGGACGGCAGCCGCCUCGAGGAGGACCAGGACGACGGCGAGGUGGCGGAAGACGGCAUGCGGCACGAAGAGCCGGUCGCGAUCAGGGAAAAGAUGGCCGACUUUGCGGAGGAGCCUGAGGAGCCGAAGGAGAGCGCCAGCACCGAAGCUGGAAGCGACGCUGGAGCGGUGUCGGCUUGUUUUUCUGUACUUCUGUGCGGUUUGGCGGUGCUGCUGCAUCUCUAUUAG